AUGGCCUCAAGCAGCACGUUAAAUCCCCAAGCGGCUGAGUUCAUACCGGCAGCGCUGCAGACGGGCAAUCCCCAAGCAGAAGCUGCAAACGCUCCGCGGAAGAGCAGAAAAGCCAGACGCAAGAAGCGCAGGACGGAGCCAACCCAUCAAGCCCCCGAAGGCCAGCAAACCACCACCCCCCACCUCGCUCCAACAUACACCCUAGCACCCCAUGACACUCUCGUCCAGAUAGCGAAGCGCCACUUCACCGCCGUACUCGCACUAAAAUUCUACGAAGAGGCUGGAACGAGGACGCGCCGCUCCAUCGCCCACGGCAUGGCUGCCGACUUCGCAGGCCGUGCCGCAUACCUGCCGCCGCAUGUUGCCGCUCUGUCCAUCAACCAGGCGAUGCUACGCGCGAGCGCGGAGCUUGUGGGGAGCUCGGGACGGGAGCUGCAACUGGAGAUUGAGGAGUACUGUGCUUCGGGUGAGCUGCUGGUUGAUUUGUACCCGCUGCGAGUUGCCAGGUAA
Coniosporium apollinis CBS 100218 is the source of this 510-nucleotide messenger RNA. RefSeq lists its product as uncharacterized. The record is from RefSeq and is a predicted model, not a curated record. NCBI's taxonomy places the organism in Eukaryota, Fungi, Ascomycota, Dothideomycetes. The coding region runs from base 1 to 510 and encodes 169 amino acids. The transcript has 2 exons.